Desarmillaria tabescens is the source of this 2371-nucleotide messenger RNA. RefSeq lists its product as uncharacterized. Gene Ontology annotation, biological process: protein phosphorylation. The coding region runs from base 108 to 2171 and encodes 687 amino acids. NCBI's taxonomy places the organism in Eukaryota, Fungi, Basidiomycota, Agaricomycetes, Agaricales, Physalacriaceae. Gene Ontology annotation, molecular function: ATP binding; protein kinase activity. The record is from RefSeq and is a predicted model, not a curated record. The transcript has 4 exons.
UUAUCGGGCCGAAUAUCGAUCAAAGUUCUCACAAGAAUGUUGGAUUUGCUGCAAUCAAUCUUUUUUCCAUUCCACAUUCAACUUGGGGUUCGUCCUAGCUGUGACCUAUGUCAGACUCACUUGAGUCUCGAAGCGAAUCCCUUGAUGACAUAGAGGCUUUGGAAGAGCUCCUUAGCUUUGUGCCUCCACCUCUCCGGCAGGACCCAGACUCAGACGUUCCUGCAUCAGACUGGUCGCCCGUCACGUUCUUCGACAAACACUUGGACGAUUCCCUCAUUCUCAAACGAGUCAAAGUCCUUCCUCGUCUUGUCUCCACCCUUUCUGAAGCUCUUGACGAGCAUGUUUCGUCGUUCAAGUCCCGAGGCAAACCAUUCUAUUCUCCCUACAUACUCGUCAGACACGUUCCUUACAAUAACACUGUCGUUGCCACCGCGUCUGAUAUUUCUAGACGCUUCUGCGAAGGAGGGCACCCCUUCAUUCAAGCUGCAUCUGUGCUUGCCCUCCACCCUCAUCAAUCCGAACUAAAGAGUGUCUUUGUAAUGUCAGGAAGACCGGCAGAUGAACCACCGGAUUUCCAUUCAGAACAAUACACUCUACAACAUACUAUUGAAACAGGGACAUUGAUGUCUGCCUUGUUAGGGAGUUUGGACGAUGAUCGAAAGGCCCUUCUUCUAUCCGUACUGAAAAGCUUCCCUCGCUUGGCAAUAUACGAGGCGUACGCUCUCUCCGGAAAGAUAGUCCUAGAGGAAAUGUCAGGAUUGUCGACUUAUGAUGUUUUUCCCUGGAAGAAAGGGGGAGGAUCACGGUAUCGACAAGUUUCUCACCAAGUCCCACCUCCAGACUCGGACGCGUCGAAGUAUCUUUGGGAAACGGAGCCAUCUGAUCACAGUAUGCAGAUGGAGGCACCGUCUCGCCUCCGUCGUAGCGAGCGACUGAAAAAGUCGGCUGUAGAUACCUCAACUUCGCACAAGAAACCUGAGCGUCGCCCUAUCUCGAAGCCUUCUCAUAAAGCGGCCGCCACCACGCAGUCUAUAAUAGCGCCCAAAAAAACUGCGAGCCAUAGGUAUACGGCAAAUGCCGCUGAUUUUAUACAACGUGCUUGGGCUCACGCUGUUGACUGUGACUCGACCGUAAUCAUAUUUGAUUGCGGAAAUUAUCUAAGAGUAGGAAUUCGACAUCGCAAAACCCAGACCUUGUAUUUAUCCGAUCUGGUGGAUGUUUGCAGUCAUACAGAUCCUGCAUAUGGCAAGCUCUUGGUGGGAAUAUAUCUGGCGAUCAUACGCGAUGCUAUGGAUCGUGCGCCCUUGCUCGAUAAAUCGCUCACUAAGACGGACAAGCAUUCGACUCGAAUGACUUCGCGUAAACGUCGACGCGACAGAGAUGAAGUGACGCCCGUCCGACGGUCUCGUCGGAAGCUUGGAGAAUCGAGCGAAGAAGUCGAGCCAGAUGUGAUCCUUUCCGAACUGAGCACCCGCAAUGUAGCCCUUCUAUAUCUUGAGGAUGGGAGAUUUAAUUCUCCACUGCCGUCAUUUUUCAGACGAGCAGGAAGCUCCAGUCGGAAGAGAUCUUUUCGGUACGAUGAGUGUUUGGCACUGGUGCUUCUGAAGAAGAUAGGUGAGGGGGCAGUUGGAGAAGCUUAUGAGGCGUCUCUCGAAGUGGAUCUCAGCGCCGGCAACGUAGCUCGUCAUCCUCACAAGGUGAUAGUCAAGCUUGCCUUCCAUGAGGAGCAGACAGAGAGACUCCGGCACGAAUACAGUAUAUACCGCUAUCUCUCGACUGGGCCGAACCAAGUGAAGAAUAUUCCUCGUGCUUUUGGAUUUUUUGAAGACGUCGAAUCCGAAGCAGGGGUGCUCAUCUUGAGUCAUGCCGGUGUGGCACUAGCGUACCGCUCCACUCCCCCGGGUACAGGUAUCGAAGUCUCUGAUGAAGAAAGGGCCACAUUCAUACAAAUAUUAAAAUCCAUACAUGCAGCAGGCGUUGCUCAUGGUGACAUCAGAUCCUGGAACCUUCUUGAAGAUGAUAAGGGAGGACUCUUCAUAGCUGAUUUCGACAGGGCGAAAAUACAUGGUUCAAGACGUCAAAUGGCAGCGGAGCUGGAGCGCAUUGGCAACCUACUAGAUGGAGAAAAUAUAGACGACAACUCUGUAACUAGCUAUCCCGCAUCAUCAUGAUUGUAAACAGGCAGGGAGUCGUUUCGGUCUUCACCGGGGUUGAUGCUCAUCACGACGCGCAUCACUCUUUCUUUUGUCCGGGUUGGCUUUUUCAUAUACACAUCUCAGCUAUGUAGAGGUCCCUUUCCUUCACCCUCUCGCAAGCUGCUCACAGCUUUAAUGUAUAUAUACGAGUCGUACAACGUCGACAGUUCAACGUU